UCGGAGGUAGGGGCGGUCGUAGCCAUAAUUGGGGGCAGGAUAUCGGCAGGUGCUGGCAGGAUAUCAUCGCCCUUCCCUUUCUCUCCUGCGUACCGAUCGGCACCUCAUUUUGGGGCUCUGAGGUCACAGUCACACCGACACGCCGGGCACAACUCCACGAGGGGAGGAGCCAUACGGGUACAGAGGAAUAGAGAACUAGAGUCUGGAGGGAUACAAAACUUGCAAGAUGCAAUACGCGCCAAAAGGAUGUGCGCCCCUCAUUUCACCAUCCGACGGAAUUCGGCACUUCAGCAACGGUGGCAGAGACUCGAGAGAGGUUAUGACGACGCCAGUCUUGCCUUGAACAAGCAACCAUACGGGGGGACCUUCGACAGGCUCUUUUCGUACGAUAGUUUGCAUUGCCGGUGCAACCCCAUCCGUGAGUCGCUUGGCUCUUCCGCCUGUGCGAUCCCCCGAUUCCACUUUUCCCGUCAACAGAACGCCUCCAUUCUGGCUCAUGAAUCGUCCCUUCUUUUUUUGCCUUUUCUGCCUUUCGUCCCGCCGUUGGGUAUUGACUCAAGGGGCUUUUUGAGACGAAAUAGGAUGGCUAUAUCGCAGAUCUUAUGGCUCUGGCUCAUCCCAAACAGGACAUGGCCAGCAGGCUCAGCAGCACACCGGAUGAACCGUUGA
Molecule: messenger RNA, 669 nt
Organism: Colletotrichum tamarilloi
Lineage: Eukaryota; Fungi; Ascomycota; Sordariomycetes; Glomerellales; Glomerellaceae
Exons: 1
Source: RefSeq, a predicted model, not a curated record